Messenger RNA from Volvox carteri f. nagariensis, 1155 nucleotides. RefSeq lists its product as uncharacterized. The transcript has 2 exons. Bases 422 to 889 code for a protein of 155 amino acids. The record is from RefSeq and is a predicted model, not a curated record. NCBI's taxonomy places the organism in Eukaryota, Viridiplantae, Chlorophyta, Chlorophyceae, Chlamydomonadales, Volvocaceae.
CGACAGUGGUCCAUAUGGGGGUUCCUGUCCCAAAACAUCUCCCGCUUGCUGGGAGACGGAUGGAUCUGUUCUGAGCCAUGUACUGCAUCUGUAUAUUGCCGUUGAUGACUAUUCUUGUUUUGCCUGCAUGCUGUUCUCUGGCCGUGACGACAGUGGUCCAUAUGGGGGUUCCUGUCCCCAAACAUCUCCCGCUUGCUGGGAGACGGAUGGAUCUGUUCUGAGCCAUGUACUGCAUCUGUAGAUUGCCGUUGAUGACAAUCUCUGUUUUGCCUGCAUGCUGUUCUCUGGCCGUGACGACAGUGGUCCAUAUGGGGGUUCCUGUCCCCAAACAUCUCCCGCUUGCUGGGAGACGGAUGGAUCUGUUCUGAGCCAUGUACUGCAUCUGUAGAUUGCCGUUGAUGACAAUCCCUGUUUUGCCUGCAUGCUGUUCUCUGGCCGUGACGACAGUGGUCCAUAUGGGGGUUCCUGUCCCCAAACAUCUCCCGCUUGCUGGGAGACGGAUGGAUCUGUUCUGAGCCAUGUACUGCAUCUGUAUAUUGCCGUUGAUGUCUAUCCUUCCAUUGCGGCAGGCAUUCUUCCUCCUCAUCUUCCCCCUGCAUUGACGCUGGGCUGUGGAUGGUCAGGUGUUGCCGGCAUUGCAGGGCGGCUGCUCGCUGGGUGUGGCAGUUGCAGGCACAGGCACGGGACUUGUGUGCCGUCGGAGGGCGGGGCCUGGCUGCCAGUUUGCAGCUCUCCGUGGUUAGGUUCUCUCCGCUGCCCUCUGUGUCCUCCGUACCUCCACAUAUCUCUUUCUGGCCUCCACGGCCUUGUUGUAUUUCUUGUUAUUACACGAGUGGAAGGCUUCUGGGCCAAUCUAACAUGUUGGUUAUUUCCUCAAUUCAUCACCUGACAGAACCAUCCACCAUUACUACACUGUACUACGCCAUACGAACUUGCCGCUCUGAUCUGGUCUGUCGUGCAGAUACUAUUGCAUUAUGCGGUUUAGGGUUCUGGGUUCGAUUUCCUAAGAGCAGAUCUUCGACAUUGUCGGGAGUGUAAGUGAUUAGCACGCUGGAUUGGUGGCAUUAGCCGAAGCUCUGCCUGCCUCUGCGGAUGACUGGAUGAUGAAAAAUUAUAGCAGGCAGAUCAAUUGCCUCGCAGAUACUUGUAACCUUU